GAAUGGGGUGCCAGUCGUUUCAUUGAAUUAUCAGAUAUGGCUAUGAUAAUGCUAGAUUUCACUUAUAAUGGAACAGAUUUUACUUAUGGUUUUCUUUCAACGCCUCCAAAUAUUUGUGGAAUGGAGGCAGUUGUUGCUUUUAGGUUUCUUCAAGUAAUAAUUUAUGUUGGUGCUCUUGUCUCUGUUCUUUAUUUUUAUGGAAUUAUUCAAGCAGUCCUAAAAAGAUUAGCUUGGUUAAUGCAAUUUACUAUGGGGACAACAGCCACAGAAUCUUUAAAUGCUUGUGGUUGUGUUCUUUUAGGAAAUGUAUUUCUCUUAAUUAAAAAUAUUUAUAAACUACCUACGUAUAUAUUUAAGGCUGAAUCUCCAAUGCUUAUUCGUCCUUAUAUAGAAAAAAUGACUAAUUCUGAAUUACAUGCAAUCAUGACUACAGGGUUUUCAUGUAUUGCCGGUUCUGUUUUUGCUGUAUUUAUUAGUUUUGGUGCUUGUCCUCGUUAUUUACUCUCAGCUGCGGUAAUGGGCGCCCCAGGCUCUUUAGCUUGCUCAAAACUUCUCUAUCCAGAAACUGAGGAAUCUAUAACUAAAGGAGUUGAUGAUUUGGAUUUACCGCCGAGUAAAGAAAGGAAUGCAAUGGAAUGUGUUGCUUCCGGUUCUUUAGAAGCCGUUCAUUUAGUCACUGCAGUACUUGCUAGUCUAAUUUCUUUUGUAGCCAUUAUGGCUCUUUUAAGUGGGAUAAUUGAUUAUGCCGGCACUUUAAUUGGUCAUCCAGGGUGGAGUUUGGAGAUGUUAUUUGGAUAUGCCUUUUUCCCUAUUGCCUACUUAAUUGGAGUAACAGAAUUUGAACAAGCCUUGCCUCGUUCUGCAAUGAUUGCAACUUAUGCUUUAUGUAGCUUUAGUAAUUUUAUUGCUGCUGGUGUACAAAUGUCAGUACUUGGUGGAAUGUCUCCCCAAAAGAAACCUUUAAUCUCUAAAUUAAUUAUGCGUGCUUUAAUGGCUGGUUGUAUUUCUUGUUUUGUUUCUGCUUGUAUUGCUGGUAUUUUAAUAGAAGAUCCCAUACUUUGCCAAAGAACAUAUGGCACAAAUUCUGGUAAAUGUUUUGAUAUAAAUGAACACCAAAGAUUUAUGGAAGAAAUUAUUAAACAGAGAAAUAUUACUGGAAAUAUUAUUUAA
Molecule: messenger RNA, 1170 nt
Organism: Meloidogyne enterolobii
Lineage: Eukaryota; Metazoa; Nematoda; Chromadorea; Rhabditida; Meloidogynidae
Source: the annotation of a GenBank genome assembly